Molecule: messenger RNA, 1765 nt
Organism: Salvia hispanica
Lineage: Eukaryota; Viridiplantae; Streptophyta; Magnoliopsida; Lamiales; Lamiaceae
Product: protein DWD HYPERSENSITIVE TO UV-B 1-like
Biological process (GO): cellular response to UV-B
Cellular component (GO): Cul4-RING E3 ubiquitin ligase complex
Molecular function (GO): protein binding
Source: RefSeq, a predicted model, not a curated record
GCUCUCCUAUGCUGUGGAGUAGAUAAGAGCAGAUGAAGUGUCAAUUACUGUAAUAACUUAUCACCCCUUCUCUCCAACCUUCAUCUCUUUAAAUUCUCUCCAUUUCCUUUCGCUUUCUCCUGUCAGAGAUCCACUAAUUUCAAACGGCAUUCAUUCUCUCCUCCUCUUGAAAUUGAUGGCAAAUAAUUCAGGUUUGCUUAGAAAAUGAGGAUGUCGAAGCGAGAGAGGUGUCAGCUACAAGUAUACUUCACCGGGACUUGAAAGGUCCCACAGCGCGUCUGCUUAAGGGAAUGGCCGAUAGCGUGAUCACAUCUCUGGCUCAUAUGGAAAUCAAGAAUGACGAUCUUGAAAGGGCGAAAACCAUCUUCUCAAAAUAUUACGAGUACUUACCAUAUAAGCGGCAGCAUAGGGAGAGUGUUCUCAACGUCCUGUAUUCUCGUGAAACUGGAACGAGCAGUGCACACUGCUGCAGACCAUCGAGGCGGAAGUGUGCCUUGUCUACUCGCAAGAACCAGUGCUUCUAUAUGAGGUCACUCUGUGCUGCAAAGUUUGGAGCGUCUGUGCAGCCCUUGUCAUAUCCCAUCACUAACGUGAGCAAGAAUACGAAGGAAGGGGAAGAGCAGAUUCUCCGGCCAAGGCAGUUUGAGUACCACCCGACUGACUCCAGCCUGAUGGCUGUUGGGACCCUUGACGGAGAAGUGGUGGUUCUCAACCACGAGACGGGAAAUGUUGUCUCAUGCAUCUUUCCUUCGCGGAGUAUGAAUAGUAUUCUUGGCCUUUGUUGGCUUAAACAACAACCCUCUAAGCUCCUUGUGGGUUCCGAUAACGGUUGCCUGAGAUUGUAUGACGUCAAUGAGGUUGGUAGAAAGGCAGGAGAUAGCUCGGGCGUUGUCUUUGAUGACUUUGAGCUAUUGACCUCCGUUCACGUGAACUCAACCGAUGACCGGUGUCUAACAAGUGGUUACUCGAAGAAAGUUGCCAUAUACGAUAUCUGCAGUGGCCAACGGUUGCAGCUGUUCACAGAUAUGCACCGUGAGCCCAUAAAUGUUGCCAAGUUUUCGAACCACUCUCCUCACCUCUUUGUGACUUCAUCAUUUGACCGUGAUGUGAAGAUGUGGGAUUCAAGACAGACGCCUCUAAGACCUUGCUACUCGGUUAGAAGCUCAAGAGGGAACGUAAUGGUCGUGUUCUCUCCAGACGAUCUUUAUCUACUCGUUUCAGCUGUCGAUAAUGAGGUCAAGCAACUUUUGUCUGUGGACGGGCGUCUUCACACGGAUUUUGGGAUAGUUUCGACAGGAAGUUGUCAUAACUACACGCGGUCGUACUACAUGAGCGGAAGAGACUACAUCAUUAGUGGGAGUUCAGAGGAACCAACGGUCCGCAUCUGCUGCGCGCAUACAGGAAGGCGGCUACGAGAUAUAUCUUUGGAGGAUACAGGGAGAUCAAACUCCAUCUAUGUGCAAUCAUUGAGAAGUGAUCCUUUUAGACAUUUCCACAUGGCAAUCUUGGCAGCGUAUGCUCGACCAUCGAAGUAUGAAAUUAUCAAGAUAAACUUGCUCUCGUCGAGCUCCAGUAUCGAAGAGAGCCAAGGAGGCUUGCAGAUCUCUUUUGGCAAGGGUGGCUAAGGUUCUCUUCCUGUUUCAAUCUAUUUCAGUUUCUGUGAUUAUUCACAAGUGUAUAUAAGAAGAUAAUGUGAAGCUAGUUUUUGGGUUUAUGUAAUUAUAUUCUUGGAACAUAGAAAAAUAUGGGGGCAUGCUUGAUUUCA